Molecule: messenger RNA, 690 nt
Organism: Penicillium salamii
Lineage: Eukaryota; Fungi; Ascomycota; Eurotiomycetes; Eurotiales; Aspergillaceae
Source: the annotation of a GenBank genome assembly
AUGACAACGAAUAUGAAGGAAAACAUACAAAUAGUCUUUAGUCCCAUCGAAGUACGAGUAGAUCUUCAACUUCUUCUAAUUUCAGCUUCAGAUCAGGCAGAAUCAGGCAUCAGCGGCAGAACAUUUCCUGCCCCACAACCCCUCAUCAACAAAUACCUCAACUCUUCACUCUUCAACUUCUUCCCUUUUACCCCAUUCCUCAGAACUACCUUCAAAAUGAGUGAGCGUCACUGUGUUGCGCAAAGUCGCUGGAGCGACAAGAGAGUCAAGCAAACCCUUGAAUGGAAAGAUGAAAAAAACAAGUACUUACAACAGGAUCCUCUUCUCCAGGCUUCAACGAGAUCGCCCUUUGUGACCUUCUACUACCAGACCUUCGACACCAACCGUGAAGGUCUGGCUGGUCUCUACCGUGAUCACUCCAUGCUCACUUUCGAGACUACCUCCGUUCAGGGUACCGGUGCCAUUGUUGAGAAGCUCGGCUCUCUUCCUUUCCAGAAGGUUCAGCACCAGAUUGCUACCUUCGAUGCUCAGCCCUCCAGCGACAACGGCAUCAUCGUCCUGGUGACCGGUGCUCUCCUUGUCGACGAGGAGCAGAAGCCCAUGAACUACUCCCAGCUCUUCAAGCUGCAGCCCGAGGGUGGCAGCUACUUCGUGCUCAACGACGUCUUCCGUCUGAUCUACAGCGCCUAA